AUGGGUGCCGUUCGGAAAGUCUUCGACUUUCUCGCCCCCCAAGCGAAAAAGGGUGAUGAUGGUCGCGAUGUCUUCGGGUCGCGCCUGACCUUCAUUCUUUGCGCCAUGGGCGGCGCUGUCGGUCUCGGUAACCUCCUCCGCUUCCCAUCCAUCGUGUACAACAACUACGGCGCUCAGUUCUUCAUUCCUUACUUCAUCGCUCUCGUCUUCAUCGCCUUGCCUGUCCUCGUCCUGGAGAUCGCCAUUGGUACCGUCUAUCGCUCAGGAUGCGUCGUCGCUUGGUCCCACAUCCACAAACGCACCCGUGGCGUCGGCUUGGCUGUAGUCUUCAACGGAUACGCAGUUGUCACCUACUACGUGCCCCUCCUUGCCUGGGUCAUGAAGUACUUCAGACUUUCUUUCCAAAACCCUCUACCCUGGAGUGGCAAAGACACUUCGGAAUAUUUCGCCAAUGAGGUCGUGCAUUUCGUCGGCCCAGAAGGCGGGUCGUACAACCCUGACGGUUCCGUUGCCGAGUACAUGACCUGGCCCGGCACCGCUCUCGUCGGCGAAACUGCAGGCUGGGCCAUCUUCACCUGGUUCGUGACCUGGCUCUGCCUGUUCAGGGGCGUCGGUCUGACGGGCCGUGUUAUCUACAUCACCAUGGCUCUUCCUUUGGUUCUAAUCAUUGUGCUGGUCGGUCGCUCCGCCUCGCUCCCGAAUGCCGGCGAUGGCAUCAAGCUGUACUUCGGCACGUGGCGCUCGGAGGCACUCGCCGCCCCCGGCAUCUGGCAAGAUGCCUUUGGCCAGAUCUUCUUCUCCAUUGGUGUUGGCUUCGGUUACUUCACAUCUUGGGCCUCGUACUGCUCGCAGCACUCCAAUGCCGUGCAAGACGCCCUCAUCAUCGCCCUGAGCAACUCUGCCGUCGAAAUCAUCGGCGCCUUCGCAGUCUUCGGCGUCGUCGGCUUCUUGGGCAUGCAUCCUGAGGAGAGCGGAAGGCUAAGCACCUUCGUCGCUGGCUUCUACACCUAUCCCGAGGCGCUCGCCCAGAUGCCCGCCUCGAACUUCUUCUCCGUCCUCUUCUUCUUUACUCUCUUCCUGCUUGGUCUCACCUCGGCCUUCUCCCUCCUCGAGACCAUGACGACCCUUGUUCUCGACACUACGUGGGGGGGGCGCUUUCCCCGUUGGGCGAUCUCUACUGUUGUUGCCAUUACUUCUGCUCUGAUUUCCCUCAUAUACUGUACCGAGUUCGGCCUGCAGGCUCUCGAUGCCGUCGAUACCUACGUCAACAAUGUCGCACUGUUUUUCGUUGUCUGGUGCGAGGCAUUCGCUGCCACAACUCUAUAUCGGUAUAGAGAUCCCAUCAGCCAGGUUGGCUGGAUCGGUUUCUUGGUCUUCAAUAUGGGCUUUAUUACGUCCCAGGCACUGGGAAUUGGCCUUGCCUACGCCACCUCACCAGGGGCUGGCGCUGGCAUUGGCUUCGGCAUUUUCAUCAUCACCGUUGUUGCCAGCGCAUUCCUAUCCAAGACACCUCGGGUCCCAGCUCCUGGCUUCUGGGGCACGAACACCUUCCUGAACCGUAUCUGGUGGUGCGCUCUUUACUCGGGUUACCAACUCACCCGCGACCUGAAUGUUGUCAUCGGAGUCGGGAAGAACUGGAACAUCCCCGUCGUUUGGGCCCCUUGUCUCAAGUAUAUUUCGGGUCCCAUCCUCGCUAUUGUUUUGUCCUUUGCCUACGCCAGCUUCCCCGCCUCCAUGGCCGACCCUAUCUGGGUUUAUGGUUUCAGCAUGAUGCACCUCGUCUACCCCAUCAUCAUUAUUGGGCUUAUCUUCCCUGGCUGGUACAACUUCAUCGUUCGCGUUGAGAAGCGAGAGGAGGGAAACCACCUGAUCGCGCCCAUGGAAAUCUUCGAUCAGUCGGCUAACAUGAUCUGCAGCUUUUUCCUCUUGAUGCUUGCGGUCACGGGAACGGUCGACAUGGGGCUACAUGGCCGGGCGCGUCGAGUCGGGUCGAGGCCAUGCAAGGGGAAGCCUGGUGGUGGUGACCUAUUCUAG
Verticillium dahliae VdLs.17 is the source of this 2034-nucleotide messenger RNA. RefSeq lists its product as uncharacterized. The transcript is spliced from 2 exons. Lineage: Eukaryota; Fungi; Ascomycota; Sordariomycetes; Glomerellales; Plectosphaerellaceae. The coding region runs from base 1 to 2034 and encodes 677 amino acids. The record is from RefSeq and is a predicted model, not a curated record. Gene Ontology annotation, cellular component: membrane. Gene Ontology annotation, biological process: sodium ion transmembrane transport.